AUGACAACGACGCCGGAAAAAAAAGGAGGCAUGACACACAGUAAAUUGGAGGAAGGCGACCUUGAGUUGAUCGAAGUUUUAAAAGUUAAUUCGCCGUCAAUCUCACUCUCUGAAAUUAUACAAGAGUUACCAGCACUAGAAAUUUCUAUGUCAGCUAUCUUGCGGGCCAUUAAAAAUAGGCUACCUUCAGGCGAACAAUAUACGAGGAAAAAACUCACUAGAUUGGCAAGAGAGAGAUUCACUCCGGAAAACAUGUUCUAUACCCAGCUUUUCAUCAAUUACCUUUCGUCAAAAGAUCCGUAUAGAUUAAAAUUUUUUGACGAAGCUGGGAUAAAAAUUCCUUGUGUUGGAACUAGAACAUACGGACACAGUGCUAAGGGGACACGCAGUGUUGAAGUGGUCAGAAAACACGAGUCCCCCAAUAAAACAUUGAAUAUGCUUGUUUCUCUUGAUGGCCCAGUUUACCACAACAUCGUUAACGGAGGCACCAAUACUGCUCCGUUUUCUUAUGUUUUUUGA
Molecule: messenger RNA, 519 nt
Organism: Paramuricea clavata
Lineage: Eukaryota; Metazoa; Cnidaria; Anthozoa; Malacalcyonacea; Plexauridae
Source: the annotation of a GenBank genome assembly